ACAUCGCACAGCACACUCUCCCUCGGCUCCCUUCCCUCCCCUGUUCUGCUUCCCACUAUUCCACCGAUAAGACGCUUGAUACUGCACCUACUACUCCAACUGUCGCUGCGCUGCUACGACUCCACCAUCUCAAGUCUUCGCCCGAAUUUUAUUAAGUAGGGGAGCAUCGCCCACGCCCAAUCAUCAUUCGCGUUCGUCCCCAAUCCCCAGAAGCACCCACCGGGCAGCGCGCGAGAUCCCACGCGCGACCGCACCAGCCGCGGCGCGGAUUAAUUCGAUUCUCGCUGGGCUUCGAUUCCGCGUCGAACCGUCCGGGGGUGGUUGGGGGCAGGAGAAGGGGAGGAGGGCCGUCGGUGCGCGAGGCGAUGGCCGCGGCGGCGAAGCUGACCCGGAACCUCUCGCGUCAGCUGUCGUCGGGGGCGGCGCGGAUAUGGCGGCAGCUGUCGCUGGAGCCGCACACCCCCCGGCGAGGGGUCGGGGCGGCCGCGGCGGCGGGCGCCGUGGCGGGGCCGACGAGGUUCGGGAUCGCGAGGCAGUCGUCGUUGGACCCGACGCCGGCGGCCGCGGACGUGGCGAUGCUGGCCGUGCCGGAUAACCUGGACGCGACGAUGCGGCUGCUGUUCGCGGCGUGCCAGGGGGACGUGGGCGGGGUGGAGGAGCUGCUCAGGGAAGGGGUGGACGUCGACAGCAUUGACCUGGACGGCCGCACGGCGCUGCACAUCGCCUCCUGCGAGGGGCAGGGAGAGGUGGUGCGCCUGCUGCUCGCCUGGAAGGCCAACAUCAACGCCCGCGACCGAUGGGGAAGUACGCCGGCAUUAGAUGCUAAACAUUACGGGCAUUUUGAAGUUUACAACCUUCUGAGAGCCAGAGGAGCAAUACUUCCGAAAUCUAAAAAGACUCCAAUGGUUGUAUCAAAUCCUAAAGAAGUUCCAGAGUAUGAGCUGAACCCGCUUGAACUUGAGUUUCGAAGAGGAGAGGAGGUUACAAAGGGUUACUAUAUAGCGAAAUGGUAUGGCUCCAAAGUGUUUGUGAAGAUACUUGACAAAGAAAGCUUCUCGGAUUGUGAUAGCAUAGAUUCCUUCAAACACGAGCUCACUUUACUGGAGAAAGCGCGGCAUCCCAAUUUGGUCCAAUUUGUGGGAGCUGUUACACAAAAUGUACCACUGAUGAUUGUUUCAGAAUACCACCAAAACGGUGAUUUAGCCAGUUAUCUUGAGACAAAAGGUCGUCUGCAGUCUUACAAAGCUAUCAGAUUUGCCCUUGACAUUGCAAGGGGACUAAACUAUCUUCACGAGUGCAAACCAGAGCCAAUCAUCCAUGGUGAUCUGUCACCAAAAAACAUUGUGCGGGAUGAUGAAGGAACACUUAAGGUGGCUGGCUUUGGCUCAUUUGGCCUGAUAAAAGUCUCAGAAGAUAAACUACGAAUGGCUCGACCCGUAUCAAAAUUUGACAGUGUAUACGUUGCUCCUGAGAUAUACAGAAACGAAACAUUUGACAGAAGCGUGGAUACAUUUGCAUUUGGUCUCAUUCUUUACGAGAUGAUUGAAGGAACUCCUGCUUUUCACCCAAAGCCACCAGAGGAAGCGGCCAAGAUGAUUUGUUUGGAGGGAUUGAGACCAUUAUUCAAGAAUAAACCAAAAUCAUAUCCCGAAGAUGUGAAAGAGCUAAUACAAGAAUGCUGGGAUACAACCCCUUCCGUCAGGCCAACGUUCUCAGAUAUUAUUGAACGCCUGAACAAGAUAUAUGCAAGUUGCUCUAAGCAAACUCGUUGGAGAGACAACUUCAAGCUACCAUGGAAGCAAGCUGCACACAGAUAGCCCUGAAUCCUGAGACGGUCGCCAAGAUCCUCCCUUACCCCUAUUUUGCAUAUGUUAGUAAACACGAAGAGAACUGAAUCGAUAUACGGGACAGAAGCAGUUCAUUUUCAGGGUUUUUCUGUAUGUCCAGUUAUUUUUUUACUGUUUGCUUUUAUACCUCUGGUCAAGUGUCUAUUACCUUCAUCCAAACGGGAAUCAUGUAUGUGUUUGAGGAAAAAAAAAGUGAGCCCUGUACUAUGGGUGUAUUUGGUAGCC
Molecule: messenger RNA, 2072 nt
Organism: Brachypodium distachyon (stiff brome)
Lineage: Eukaryota; Viridiplantae; Streptophyta; Magnoliopsida; Poales; Poaceae
Product: integrin-linked protein kinase 1
Exons: 12
Coding region: 366-1817 (483 amino acids)
Biological process (GO): protein phosphorylation
Molecular function (GO): protein binding; ATP binding; protein kinase activity
Source: RefSeq, a predicted model, not a curated record